Molecule: messenger RNA, 758 nt
Organism: Ostrinia furnacalis (Asian corn borer)
Lineage: Eukaryota; Metazoa; Arthropoda; Insecta; Lepidoptera; Crambidae
Exons: 1
Coding region: 20-736 (238 amino acids)
Source: RefSeq, a predicted model, not a curated record
GCCCUCGCAGUUGGAUAAAAUGCAAGAGCAGCUUAACAAAAUCAUCUUGCAACUGGCCCCCCUAGCAGCUCUCAUGGAAGAUGUCAAAACGAUCAAGUCUGACAUCAGCGAUCUGAAGGAGUCAUUAGAUAUGGCACACGGACUUAUAAACAACUUUUCAAGUUCUAUAAAAUCUCUUGAAACGCGUGUGUCAGUGAUUGAAAAGGUGGCAAAUGUGACACCUACUCUCCAAGCAGAAAUAUCCAGACUAAAUCGUGAAAUUGAUGAUAGGGACCAAUGGGCCAGAGCUAACAACGUUGAGAUAAGGGGAAUCCCUCAGAAGAAAAGUGAAAAUCUAUACGACAUAGCCAUGAAGAUUGGAAGUUUAUGUGAUUUUCCUAUCAAAAAAGAGGAAAUAAAUUAUGUUGCCAGAAUACCCACUCGAGUGCCUAAUGCUGAGAAACCAAUCAUAAUGUCACUCAAUAAUCGUUACACCAAAGAAGAAUUGGUAGCUUCAGCGCGUAAAAGCAAGAAACUUAACCUUCCUGCGAUGGGCUUCUCCACACCUGGAAACAUUUACAUAAAUGACCAUCUCACACAAAGAAAUAAGUCAUUAUUAAGUAAGGCAAAAUCAUUGGCAAAGGAAAAGAAUUUCCAGUAUAUAUGGGUAAAACACUCAAAAAUCAUGGCAAGAAAAUCAGAUACAUCACCCAUAUUUUUUAUAAAAUCCGAAAGCGAUCUUUCCAAAAUAAUCUGAUUCAUUACUUACUAUGUUUAAU